CAAGAUUUUUUCUCUUUUUCCCGUUAGAACUCUCUCCUCUUAUCCUCCAAAACUUCAUCAAAACUAUCUUCAAAGUUAUCUCCAAAAUUCAAAUGAUAUUUGCAGGACCAAACUCCGGCGUUCAAAUAAGGUUCAACUGGUGAAUCAAAGUUUUCAACGAUGGCAUUUUCUCCAACUCCCAUCUCUUCUUUCUCCCUCACCAACCCAACACUGCCCAAAAGGAUUUCUUCAGUACCUUCUGCUGUACACUCAAAAGGCGUAGCCAAAGAUCUCAUCUUUAACCACGACGGUUCAGCCACAAAGAAGCUGCUGGCAGGCGUGGACAUGGUGGCAGAGCUGGUUGGGGUUACGUUGGGCCCAAAGGGAAGGAAUGUGGUGCUGCAGAAUAAGUAUGGACCUCCCAAGAUAGUCAAUGACGGUGAAACUGUCCUCAAACAGAUUGAGUUGGAGGACCCUGUGGAGAAUGUUGGAGUGAAAUUGGUGAGACAAGCUGGUGCAAAAACAAAUGAUCUGGCUGGAGAUGGUUCCACUACAGCUGUAAUUCUUGCUCAUGGCUUAAUCGCUGAAGGUGUGAAGGUUACUGCAGCUGGCAUGAACCCCAUUCAAAUUGCUCGUGGCAUUGAGAAAACUGUGGUAGCCCUCGUUUCUGAACUCAAAUUGAUGUCCAGAGAGAUUGAGGAUCAUGAGCUUGCACAUGUUGCUGCAGUUAGUGCAGGCAAUGAUUAUGCAGUGGGGAAUAUGAUUUAUGAGGCUCUUCUUCAAGUAGGAAAGAAGGGUGUGGUUACUAUUGAACAAGGGAAAAGUACAGAGAACAAUCUACAAAUUGUGGAAGGAAUGCAGUUUGAUCGUGGAUACUUAUCCCCUUACUUUGUCACUGAUAGAAGAAGAAGGAUAGUGGAGUUUGAAAACUGUAAGUUACUUUUGGUCGACAAGAAAAUUACAAACCCCAAGGAGAUGUUUAAAUUAUUGGACAAUGCGGUGCAAGAAAAGUAUCCAAUUGUGAUAGUUGCAGAGGUCAUUGAGCAGGAAGCUCUAGCUCCAGUAAUUAGAAACAAACUCAGAGGUGUGCUGAAAGCAGCUGCUAUUAAAGCUCCUGCCUUCGGUGAGCGCAAAAGCCACUACUUAGAUGACAUUGCCAUCUUGACUGGAGGAACUGUAGUAAGAGAUGAGAUGGGGAUUAUCCUAGAAGAUGCUGGCAAGGAGGUUUUGGGUACUGCUACUAAGGUUGUGAUAACUAAGGAUUCUACAUUGAUAGUUACCGAUGGUAGCACUCGAGAAGCUGUUGAAAAGAGGGUUUCUCAGAUACAAAAGCUUGUUGAGAACACUGAAGAAGAAUUUCAAAAGAAGAUAUUAAAUGAAAGAAUAGCAAGAUUAUCAGGGAGAAUUGCUAUUCUGCAGGUAGGAGCACAAACACAAGUUGAGUUAAAAGAUAAACAACUUAGAAUCGAAGAUGCUUUGAAUGCGACCAAGGCAGCAAUUGAAGAAGGUGUUGUAGUUGGUGGUGGCUGCAGUCUUUUGAGGCUCUCCAAAAAGGUGGAUGGUAUUAAAGAACUUUUGGAUAAUGAAGAACAGAGGAUCGGAGCAGAAAUCUUCAAGAGAGCUUUAAGCUAUCCUGCAAAACUGAUAGCAAAAAAUGCAGGUGUAAAUGGAAAUGUUGUAGUUGAGAAGAUUCUAUCUAACGAUAAUAUGGGGUAUGGAUAUAAUGCUGCGAAAGACUGUUACGAAGACCUAAUGAAAGCUGGGAUCAUGGAUCCAUCGAAGGUUGUUAGAUGUUGUUUGGAGCAUGCAGCAUCAGUCGCCAAAACUUUUCUGACAUCCGACGCUGUUGUAGUCGACAUUAAGGAAACACAGCCCUUUCCAAGAAGAAUGCCACCAAAGCUGCCCAAUAUCCCAAGAAGAAUGCCACCAGAACUGCCCAACAUUCCAAGAAGAAUGCCACCAGACCUGCCCAAUAUCCCAAGAAGAAGGCCAACACCAAUGUCCAUGUCCAUGCCAAACUCAGGUGCUGGACCAUUUGGCCUUUAGAUGGCAGAUGAUGGCUAUACUGAUGCAGCCCACAAAACCCUGAUUUCAUCUAUCUGAGCAAAGUUGAAGGGGUCAUGAAAGAGCCA
This is a messenger RNA of Prunus avium (sweet cherry), 2111 nucleotides long. RefSeq names its product TCP-1/cpn60 chaperonin family protein (gene CPN60BETA4). The record is from RefSeq and is a predicted model, not a curated record. NCBI's taxonomy places the organism in Eukaryota, Viridiplantae, Streptophyta, Magnoliopsida, Rosales, Rosaceae. Gene Ontology annotation, molecular function: ATP binding; ATP-dependent protein folding chaperone. Gene Ontology annotation, biological process: protein refolding.